UUAGUAUCCGAUUUCACCGAACAAUUAUCAUUACUAUACGACCAACAUGCGGAAGCUUUACAAAUAUUAGUAUCAUCAUUCAGAAAGAAAAAUGGAGAAUUAAGGAAAGAACGACCAGCAUGCCAUUCUUCACUAUUCCAAGCUUGGGAAACAUUUUUACAAGAAAUUGAAGCCGAUUCAGUGUCAUCAAGCGAUGUUGCGAGUACACUAUCAAGACAGGUGUCACGGCCAAUGCUGGAGAGAACGUUUCACAAGAAAGUUCAAAGUAGAAAAAUAUUUACUCACCGAGAAUCUUUUGAUACUAUUAUUUCAAAGACUGAAGAAAAAUUAUCAAAGUGCCGAAUGGAUUACAAACAAUGUUACAUGGCUCAUCGUCAGAAUCCAACCCAACACACAUUGACCAUGUACAUUGAUUCACACAAUGCAUACGUGCAACAAUUGCAUGCCACCAAUGCCAUGAUGGAAACGUAUCAUUGUGACACAAUUCCGCAAUUGAUGCAAGAGCUGGAAGAGAUUUACAGUGAAUUGUGUGCAAUUGUUUCGGAUUCUGUAUUGCGCGGUGCUGAUAUUAUCUCAACAAAGGCAAACGAACAAUCCAAGCGAUAUGAUGCUUUAUCAACCCAAUGUAGAAUAGUUUCUGGUCAACAGGAUUUAAAUAGUUUUCUAAGAUUUUUACAACCGGAUUCACCGAAAGUUCCUAGAAAAGCUUAUGCGCCACCACAAUCAGGACCAGGCGAUGCCGAUGAUGUAUUAGCUUAUAGCGAUCAAUCACCUAUUCCACUAAAAAACGAACUGAUUAUUGAACGAAAUGCUUCUUUGCAAAUGAGACCAUCCGUAGAAGCACUGAAGAGGGAAGCUUCAGAUAUUGAGUUGCAAAUUCGACAAUUACAGGACACUAUCGAAACAUUAAUCCGUACACAAAUUCGAGGUCUCGAAAAUCAACUCUAUAACAAAGUUAACGAACUUCAGGAAGACAUUUCGAUGAAAAAAUUCGAUUUACGAGCCAAACAAAUACAUCUUGCUGCUGUUAGAGCUCAG
This is a messenger RNA of Bradysia coprophila, 1038 nucleotides long. RefSeq lists its product as uncharacterized. NCBI's taxonomy places the organism in Eukaryota, Metazoa, Arthropoda, Insecta, Diptera, Sciaridae. The record is from RefSeq and is a predicted model, not a curated record. Gene Ontology annotation, biological process: positive regulation of voltage-gated calcium channel activity; positive regulation of protein localization to plasma membrane; skeletal muscle contraction.